Lodderomyces oxycetoniae is the source of this 1614-nucleotide messenger RNA. RefSeq lists its product as uncharacterized. NCBI's taxonomy places the organism in Eukaryota, Fungi, Ascomycota, Pichiomycetes, Serinales, Debaryomycetaceae. The coding region runs from base 1 to 1614 and encodes 537 amino acids. The transcript has a single exon. The record is from RefSeq and is a predicted model, not a curated record.
AUGUCCACCACUUUAUCCAGCUCAAGACCAAUUAGUCUUUAUACUACGCCGCCAUUACCUAUAGACGAUACUAAUGACUCGUUAGAGACUGAAAAUGACCGCAAAUCUAUACAAGUUCUGACAGUAUCAUUGGCCACACCAGUGAGCUCAAUUUUCUCAAGUAGCGCAUUCAAACAAUCUCAAAAUGGUAUGAACAAUAAUAGCCAGCUUUUUUCAAGUCGACCGCAAAGCACUUUGUUAACACCAAAGUCACCAAUUGAUAAAACUAUUGAUCUAUAUAAGCCCCCGCCAUCAAAGAAAGAGUUGGGUAACUCUAAUGGGUAUGAUAGCAAUCUGGCAUCCCAAUCUCCUACCUCGCCGCUGAGAAAGUUUUUAACAUCAUCACCUUCAAAAUUGCUUAAACGAUUAUCAAGGAGAGUGAAAAGCAACUUCAACGUUAGCAGUAGCUCGGGAACUGCUUCAAAUACGUCUUCAUCACCAAAAAGUGCACUAACAAUUCCAGAAACACCAAACUCACCUUCUAGUUUGAAAAGUCAUGGUGAAGAUGGAAGUCCUAAAACAAGAGUUAAGGUGUCAAGAUGUCACCUCGAUACUGCAUUAUCACCUACUCCGACAAACGACUCAAUUAACCCGGCUAUAAAACGGUUUAAGUGUCUUUCCCUCCAACCAUCAGAAGUUAAAGAAGAGGAAGAAGAGGAAGAAGAGGAGGAGGAAGAAGAAGAAGAAGAGGAGAAGGAGAAGAAGAAGAUGGAGGAGAAGGAGAAGGAGGGGGUAGUAAAGAGCGAUUCCGCUAGUCACGCGACUGAUACUUCCUUAUUCACCGGUUAUGCAGUAAAUACACAUUCUCCAACAAGAGGACAAGAAACUGUUGAUAUUGAAGGUCUUAAGACACCUCGAAAUUCGUUUAACGAGAUGUCGCUUCUGCAAUUGCAAUCUUUUGACCAUCAUUCGAAGAAUGUAAAUUUGAGAGGGUCUUCUUCUUCUUUACCAAGUCCCGCUAUUCAUUCAACUUCAAGUGGCGCGAGUGGAUCACCUCCAGGACACGAUGAAGUAGGUUUGAGCCCUAUAGCAUUAUCAUCCUCGAAAACGGGGUACCGUUACAGAGCAAGCAAAAGCAACAGAUCAACACCAUCUCCAAUACAGUCCAAGUCCCCGAGAAAAUCUCCGUAUCACACUACAAAAACCACAACUGAAACAGAGAUACUGCCGACCAACGAAGAAGAUUCUAUCCUAAGAUUGAACAUUUACCUAGAAGAAAAUUUCAACACUUUCCAAAAUGGAAUAAAAGGAGAAACAUACAAUCUCGAUCCAAGCAACUAUUUAAUUGCGUUGAAAUUGCGCAAGGAUAGAUUACGCAAUAUCAAUGAGUUGAUCAAUGUGAUAAUUUUUAAAAUCAUGACCAGAAAAAAACACGUUAACAUUAAUGACAUCAAGUUGAGUAUUUUUUUCAAAAACUCUAGAUUGAGUCCUAUUAUUUUGAAAAAGAGUAUUAGUGCUGAUAAUGCUUCUUUUAAUGAGACUGGAAAUACAAAGGAAGUGGUUUUCAAUAACGAUGAAUUAUUAUUGGAUUAUGUUCAAAUGAAGAAGAAAUUGUACAUUAGAGCUCAAUUUUAA